AUAAACGAGAGAGAGUGACAAAACUGUGACAUUAUUCAUGAAACAUAGUCUAAAUGUGCCAUUUGAAUCAUUCAAACACUUGGUGGCGUUAACGCGCCAUUAAUUAUUUGGUCAAACAAGAAGAAGAAUCGACCAGCAGCAGACCUCUUCCACCGCGCGCAUCUUCAAGCAGGCUGUUGUCGAGCACAUCAAAACACACGGCACGAGCCAGUAUGUUACCAAGUAAGCGCCUCGCCAUUUUCAAGUUUUAGAUGCCAGUAUAAACAGUUCUUAACAUGUCAAAUCCCGUGAACUGUGAACCGUCAGAGGAGCAGCCUGUGGCUGACAGCGAGUAUGAGGCAGAGGGCUUGGAGUCGUCAGUUCAUUCAUUGUCCAUAAGAGUAGAAUAUCAUCGGUCAUUUGAGUAUUGUCUGAAGUGGAAAAGAUCCAUGUAUCCCCGACGCUCCUCCAGCCGAUCGAAGGCCUCCAAGAGGAGCCCCCAGAGAAGUCCCAGCCCAACUGAAGAAGUUAUCCAGCGCAGGCUGAAGGGUAAGAGACAGAGGACAGGGAUGAAAAAGACCAAAACUGAUGAGUGGAGGGACCGCGACAUCAUCGACGUCAUCAACAGCACACGUGAUGCAAAAGGUGUCGCCGAGGAGGAUGAAGGAAAGUUUGUAGAGAUGACGGAUAAAGUGGACGAGUUGGAUGAAGACUGCGUCUCUGUCACCAGCAGCAUAGAUUCUGGUCCUUCCCUCCAACAUAACGCCUCUUCCAAGAAACUGUCGCCCUCACAGGGCUUGUGCUCAGCCUGUAGGACUCUCUACCAGAAGGCAAAGAAGAUGAAAACACAAAUGAAAGACAAACGCUUAGACAAUGAUCCCAAGUCCCUGACAUGUGACCAGUGGGUCCUGAUCAAGAGCUGGAGACCGAGGAGGCUGCCUAAUAUAAAAGGGAAGCUUUUGAUCGAUGUACAGCUGCUUAAGAAAAGGCUUAAGGUCAAGAAUGGUGCAAAGCGAUUUGCGCAAUGUGUGAGAGAGGGAGAAUCAUCAGCCUGCUCCAGGCCGCACUCUUUCCUUGAGAGGAACCUUAGACGCCAUGUCACAGGGCCAGUGAAAAGGGAGAUGAAGAACAGGAGGAAGAGGACAAGAGAUGGAUCUCAGGGUCCUCGCGUCGCUAAGCAGCAGCGUCUCCACAGCAACAAUCGCCUCCAAAACAUCAGUAUUAGCAGCAUCGAUGAGAGCGGCCUUCCCUCGCCCAGCUGUCCCAGUAGCAGUCCUGGUUUUGAGGAUCAGCAAGAUGAAGAAGAUGACAUACAUCUGACUGAGUUGAUCCCCACCACAGUCUCCCUGGAAAUCACGAAGCCAAGAAAACUCCGACCCAAUCAGAAAGCACCACAGAAGACGGGAGGAUUCAGAGACUUGCUUGCCCAGCUGCGUGGAAACAGCAGCAUGAUCGUGAAAGAAACACGUUUGCGAGGCGACUGCGUUUAACAGCUGCGGUAUUCAGAGAAGUCUUCCAGCUCUGCUUUUACUUGUGAUGUUUGUUGUUUAGUCUGCUUAUUAUUCUGUUCUGAAUUCCAGACUAAAUACUUGUUCCUGUUGAAUUUAUUGGAAAAGUUUUGCUGCAGUUACACAUACUUGUUGUUUUGUUUUUUUUCUUGAAUUUCAAAAUAGCAUUUUAUUUAUCAGUACAACUGUGAAUAAAUGAGUGUUUUACUUUAAUGCUGCUUUAACUGUACCCCUAUGAUGGAUAGAUGUAAUAUUUCCAUCACAUGUAGACCUACAUGAGCACUUUCAGUAAGACGAUCACAUACUAAUUCAAUGCAGCUUUUGAGUGUGUGGUGGCUUCACUGAAAAGUGAAAAAAUAAAGUAGUCUAAAAAAAAA
Cottoperca gobio is the source of this 1864-nucleotide messenger RNA. RefSeq lists its product as uncharacterized. The record is from RefSeq and is a predicted model, not a curated record. The transcript is spliced from 6 exons. NCBI's taxonomy places the organism in Eukaryota, Metazoa, Chordata, Actinopteri, Perciformes, Bovichtidae. The coding region runs from base 276 to 1469 and encodes 397 amino acids.